Messenger RNA from Culicoides brevitarsis, 892 nucleotides. RefSeq names its product ubiquitin-conjugating enzyme E2-22 kDa (gene Ubc4). The transcript is spliced from 4 exons. The coding region runs from base 81 to 686 and encodes 201 amino acids. The record is from RefSeq and is a predicted model, not a curated record. NCBI's taxonomy places the organism in Eukaryota, Metazoa, Arthropoda, Insecta, Diptera, Ceratopogonidae. Gene Ontology annotation, molecular function: protein binding.
CGAGUUUAUUUUAGAGAUCAGGUUGCCCUAAGUUGUGUGUAAAGCUGGAAGGAGAAAUUCAAGGAUUAGAAAUAUAAACAAUGGCCACAAACAACAUGAGCAUUCAGCGCAUAAAACGCGAAUUCAAGGAGGUUCUCAAAAGUGAGGAAAUAACACAAUGCUCAAUAAAAUUAGACAUAAUAAACGAUAAUUUUACUGAGUUAAGAGGAGAGAUUGCAGGUCCACCUGAUACGCCGUACGAAGGUGGAAUAUUCAAGUUGGAAAUCAAGGUUCCCGAAACGUAUCCCUUCAAUCCUCCUAAAGUCAAAUUUAUCACAAAACUUUGGCAUCCAAAUAUUUCGUCUGUUACUGGCGCGAUUUGUUUAGACAUUUUAAAAGAUAAUUGGGCAGCAGCGAUGACUUUGCGAACAGUUUUGCUGUCCCUUCAAGCCUUAUUGGCUGCCGCAGAGCCCGAUGAUCCACAAGAUGCAGUCGUAGCAACACAGUACAAAGAAAACUAUCAAAUGUUUGAGUCAACAGCAAAACAUUGGACUAAUGUAUAUGCGGGUGGUCCACACAAACUAGAAGAGUUCGAUCGAAAGGUUCAACGACUUAAGGAUAUGGGUAUUGGAGACUAUGAAGCAAGAGCAGCUCUUUCGCGCAAUAACUGGAACUUGGAAAGGGCUACAGAACAAUUAUUUAGUUAGUUUUGAAUGUUAUCUACUUGUUAUAAAAAAUUAUUCCUCUAAAAAUUUUUUGUUAAAGAUUCACAGGAACAUAUUUUUAAAAUUGUCAAAUCGGGGUAAUCUGCAUGUGUUUCUAAUGACUUUGUUUUUCAUUCAAAAGGUUCCUGUUGUUUUUUUCGAGAAGGUUGAAUCAAUAAAACGCAAAUUGAAAAAAUGGUCAAUACUUA